Molecule: messenger RNA, 2718 nt
Organism: Colletotrichum truncatum
Lineage: Eukaryota; Fungi; Ascomycota; Sordariomycetes; Glomerellales; Glomerellaceae
Source: RefSeq, a predicted model, not a curated record
AUGGUUAACUUCACGAUCGAGGAGAUCCGGGCGCUUAUGGACAAGCCUACCAACGUCCGUAACAUGUCCGUUAUUGCCCACGUCGACCACGGAAAGUCUACCCUUACCGACUCCCUUCUGUCCAAGGCUGGUAUCAUCUCCACCGCCAAGGCCGGAGACGCAAGAGCAACGGAUACGCGUGCAGACGAACAGGAGCGUGGUAUUACCAUCAAGUCUACUGCCAUCUCCCUGUACCACGGUGUCGACCCCGACGACGUCAAGGACAUCGUCGGCCAGAAGACCGAUGGCACCGACUUCUUGAUCAACCUGAUCGACUCCCCCGGUCACGUUGAUUUCUCUUCUGAGGUUACUGCUGCCCUCCGUGUCACUGACGGUGCUCUCGUCGUCGUCGACACCGUCGAGGGUGUUUGCGUUCAGACCGAGACUGUCCUGCGUCAGGCUCUUGGUGAGCGCAUCAAGCCCGUCGUCAUUAUCAACAAGGUCGACCGUGCUCUUCUCGAGCUUCAGGUCUCCAAGGAGGACCUGUACCAGUCCUUCUCCCGUACCAUCGAGUCCGUUAACGUCAUCAUCUCCACCUACUUCGACAAGUCCCUUGGUGAUGUCCAGGUUUACCCCUACAAGGGUACCAUUGCCUUCGGUUCCGGUCUUCACGGCUGGGCUUUCACCGUCCGCCAGUUCGCCGUUCGCUACGCCAAGAAGUUCGGUGUUGACCGCAACAAGAUGAUGGAGCGUCUCUGGGGUGACAACUACUUCAACCCCCACACCAAGAAGUGGACUACCAAGAGCAGCCACGAGGGCAAGCCCCUUGAGCGUGCCUUCAACCAGUUCAUCUUGGACCCCAUCUUCAAGAUCUUCUCCGCUGUCAUGAACUUCAAGAAGGACGAGGUCAACACCCUCCUCGAGAAGCUUAACCUCAAGCUCGCCAACGAGGACAAGGACAAGGAGGGCAAGCAGCUCCUCAAGGCUGUCAUGCGCACUUUCCUGCCCGCCGCUGACGCUCUUCUGGAGAUGAUGAUUCUCCACCUUCCUUCCCCCGUCACUGCUCAGAAGUACCGUGCCGAGACUCUGUACGAGGGUCCCUCCGACGACGAGGCUGCUAUUGCCAUCCGUGACUGUGACCCCAAGGGCCCUCUCAUGCUUUACGUCUCCAAGAUGGUUCCCACCUCUGACAAGGGUCGCUUCUACGCCUUCGGUCGUGUCUUCGCCGGUACCGUCCGCUCCGGUCUCAAGGUCCGCAUCCAGGGCCCCAACUACGUCCCCGGCAAGAAGGAGGACUUGUUCAUCAAGGCCAUCCAGCGUACCGUUCUGAUGAUGGGUGGCAAGGUCGAGGCCAUCGACGACAUGCCCGCCGGUAACAUUGUCGGUCUGGUUGGUAUUGAUCAGUUCCUGCUCAAGUCUGGUACCCUCACCACCAGCGACACCGCCCACAACCUCAAGGUCAUGAAGUUCUCCGUCUCCCCCGUCGUUCAGCGCUCCGUUCAGGUCAAGAACGCCCAGGAUCUUCCCAAGCUUGUCGAGGGUCUCAAGCGUCUCUCCAAGUCUGACCCUUGCGUUCUUACCUACACUUCCGAGUCUGGUGAGCACGUCGUUGCCGGUGCCGGUGAGCUUCACCUUGAGAUUUGCUUGAACGAUCUCGAGAACGACCACGCCGGUGUUCCUCUCAUCAUCUCCGACCCCGUCGUCCAGUACCGUGAGACUGUUGCUGGCAAGUCCAGCAUCACUGCUCUGUCCAAGUCUCCCAACAAGCACAACCGUCUCUACAUGGUCGCCGAGCCCAUUGACGAGGAGCUCUCCAAGGAGAUCGAGGCUGGCAAGAUCGGCCCCCGUGACGAUUUCAAGGCCCGUGCCCGUAUCCUCGCUGACGACUUCGGCUGGGAUGUCACUGAUGCCCGUAAGAUCUGGACUUUCGGUCCCGACACCACUGGUGCCAACUUGCUCGUUGACCAGACCAAGGCCGUUCAGUACCUCAACGAAAUCAAGGACUCCGUCGUCUCUGGUUUCCAGUGGGCCACCCGUGAGGGUCCCGUUGCUGAGGAGCCCAUGCGCUCUAUCCGCUUCAACAUCAUGGAUGUCACCCUUCACGCUGAUGCCAUCCACCGUGGUGGUGGUCAGAUCAUCCCCACUGCUCGUCGUGUCCUGUACGCUGCCGCUCUGCUUGCCGAGCCUGCUCUCCUCGAGCCCGUCUUCUUGGUCGAAAUCCAGGUUCCCGAGCAGGCCAUGGGUGGUGUCUACGGUGUCCUUACCCGCAGACGUGGUCACGUCUUCAACGAGGAGCAGCGCCCCGGUACUCCUCUCUUCACCAUCAAGGCCUACCUGCCCGUCAUGGAGUCUUUCGGCUUCAACGGUGACCUGCGCCAGGCCACUUCCGGACAGGCCUUCCCCCAGUCCGUCUUCGACCACUGGCAGGUUCUGCCCGGUGGCUCUCCCCUCGACGCUACCUCCAAGGUCGGCCAGGUCGUCCAGGAGAUGCGUAAGCGCAAGGGUCUCAAGGUUGAGGUUCCGGGUGUUGACAACGUGAGUUUUUUCUCCUUUCACAUGUUAUUGACGGUGAUGCUAACUAUUUUCAGUACUACGACAAGCUGUAAACGCCUUUCCCAUGGGUUAAUAGAAAAUGGCGUUGUGCUUUUUUGGGCACAUUUGAUGAACUGGGUUUGGUGGAUGAUAUCAAAAAUUAAAGAGCCCUGUUCUUUCCAUAGCUUUCGCGUAGUCUCGGAAUGA